Liolophura sinensis is the source of this 1324-nucleotide messenger RNA. Its product is annotated as methylcytosine dioxygenase TET-like. Bases 6 to 1169 code for a protein of 387 amino acids. Gene Ontology annotation, molecular function: molecular adaptor activity; kinase binding. The record is from RefSeq and is a predicted model, not a curated record. Gene Ontology annotation, biological process: regulation of DNA-templated transcription; regulation of hippo signaling; negative regulation of organ growth. NCBI's taxonomy places the organism in Eukaryota, Metazoa, Mollusca, Polyplacophora, Chitonida, Chitonidae. The transcript is spliced from 9 exons. Gene Ontology annotation, cellular component: cytoplasm.
UCAAGAUGGCGGUGAACCAGAAAAACAUCCGUUGGGUUCCCCCUCUGCCAGCUGGUUGGGAAGCCAAAUAUGACCCAACACAGAAACGCUACUUCUUCGUUGAUCACACCACGAAGAAGACCACCUGGGAUGACCCUCGGUUCAUUCGCGGCCCUCCGAUUCAGCAGCAGCCUCCUGCUCAGCACCAGCAGUAUGGUUAUGGGCAACAUCAGCAUCCCCAGCAACAACAACAGCAACAUUAUCCACAACAACAACAGCAACAUUAUCCACAGCAACAAUAUCAUCAUCCACAGCAGCAACAAGCGGAGGCGAUUCCCAUGAAAACCAUGGCGCAGCAGUAUAUCGCUGGUCAAGGCCAGGGGUUUUAUGAUCAGGCGGCUCAAAGCUGGCUGCCCACAUCUGCAGCUGGUUCCAACCUGCAGCCAUCGCCAAGGAGACAGCCCCAGCAGCUGCAGCAAGUGCAACAGACUUCAGCUACGCAAGAGGAAGAGUCUAGCUUUGUUGAGGACUUGCCAGAAUUUGAGGUAGAUGAAACCGUGGUAAAGCAGCUUCAGGCAAAGUUCCCUACAUGCCCGAUUGGGAAAAUCCGCAGGACAGUGGAGAGAAACUGCAAUGCUUUCCGGGCAUCGGAACUGGAAUUGGAAGUUUUCGGCUAUAAGAAAGGUGCAUCCCCACGUCGGAGCCUCAGCCCAACCAACCAAUCAGCGCAAGUCAGACAGAGCAGUGGCCCGUCAGAGAAUGACAGCAUGAAUCCUGUAGUGCAGAAGUUGAAGAGCGAAUUCCCUAAAGCAGAGGCUGGAUUUAUUCGAGACAUUCUGGCAUUAGUGAAUAACAGUGAACACGAGGCUCGAGAACAACUGAAGAGUAUGGGAUAUGGUAACAGCUCUGCCGCAGGGUCUUCCAGCACUGCCGUGAAGACAACUGGUGCCAGUAGAGCGCCUGCAGAAUCCACUCAAAGUUCCAGACCAGCAGCUAAACAAGCGCCUCCCCCAUCGAAAGCUGCCAUGUCAAGUACCAUGAAAUCAACCCUUGUUGCUGGGCUGGCCAGAGAACAUCCAAACCUGGAUAAGACUAUUGUGGAGUUAGCUCUGGAGACGGCUGAUAACAACAUACAGAAGGCCCGAGACAUGCUCACCUUUAUGUAUGCUGAUAACAGUACAACCAGGUGAGCUGGGGUGAGGUAUAUAUAGUCCUGGCUGGGACAGGUAACACCAGUCUUCACAUGUGUCUUCUUUUAGUGAAGCCGUGUACCAAGUUUUGAUUCUACAUGAUGAACCGUUACAUUACUUAAAACUUAAAAACAUGACACUAUUGGCUGAAAAGA